Molecule: messenger RNA, 941 nt
Organism: Nicotiana attenuata
Lineage: Eukaryota; Viridiplantae; Streptophyta; Magnoliopsida; Solanales; Solanaceae
Source: RefSeq, a predicted model, not a curated record
UACAUUUAUGACAAUUCCAUCACUACUUCCCCUUCUUCAUACACAGAUCACACCACAUAUUUUUCCUCAUUCUUCCCCUCUUUUCCUCUCCCCAAAAAAAAUAUUCUCUAUAUUCCCUUCAUUUAACAGCCAUGUUUAAUCCAAGAAACCAAAAACCCAAUGAUCAUAUCCCAAUUCUUGAUCCUGUUACAACCUCAGACUACAGUUAUAACCUUAGGAAUUGGCCUAAAAAUGAUGUUGAAAGUGUCCAAUUUAGAGUUCAAGAAAGUUCAAACCAUGUUGAUUAUGGUGAUGAAUCUGGUGUUUCUUCACCACCCUUAUGGAAAAAUAGCCAUCAAAUUUCGACAAAUUAUCGGUCACAUUCAAAUAGCUCUAGAGCUUUAGCUAUAGCUAGAGGCCAAUUUGAACUUAUGGAAAUGGUCAAAAACAUGCCUGAAUCUUGCUAUGAGUUGUCUCUUAAGGAUCUUGUUGAGCAAAAUAGAGUCUUGGAAUCUGAUCAAGAAGAAUGCUUAAUAAAUAAAGAGGAGGAAAAUUUUACUAGUACAACUAGUCUAGAACAACAAAGGAUGAAGAGCAUACAAAGGCAAGAGAGUAAUAGUAGUAAAAAGAGUAACAACAAUAAGAAUGAUCAUCAAAAGAAAGGGAAGAUGAUUAGAAGUGAGAGUUUUGAAAAUCAAAGACUUUUUCUAAAGAUGUUUUUUCCAAUUUCAUUGGAAUCAAAGAAGAAGAAUUUGAAGAAUUCACCAAAAACUAGUACUAAAGUUUCACCUAAGCCAGAAGGGUCAGUAAAAUCUUCAAAAAAUGUGGAAAAAGAUUGGUGGAAAAGGAGAUUUUCUUGUUCAAGUGAGAGUGAUAGUAGUAGAACAGGCAGCAGUAAUAGUGAAAGUACUGAUACAAGUGGUAGCAGUGGCAGCAAUGGUAGCAGAAAAAGUAAAUACAGG